Molecule: messenger RNA, 2233 nt
Organism: Paramuricea clavata
Lineage: Eukaryota; Metazoa; Cnidaria; Anthozoa; Malacalcyonacea; Plexauridae
Source: the annotation of a GenBank genome assembly
AUGGCAAGUAGCUCAAAAGAAAGGUAAGAAUGUAUGCUGUAAUUCGGAAACUGAUUUGCAUUUCAAUGCUUUCAUUCUCAACGCCAUUUUGAUUGCUCGACCCCUGCUGUUUUUUUUCUGUUUAGCUCUUCUAAAGCGUGUUCUAAAAGCAGAAAAUGCAGCAAAAGUUGGUCACACAUUGCAAAGUGUGAUAAGAAAAAAGAACAUAGCAGAUUUUGGGAGAAAUCGGCGUUCUUUCAGGUGCAAAAUCACCAAGGGCAAUUGUCAAGUGAUAUCCAAGACACUGAGCUUAAAAAAGUAAAGGUUGACCUUGUCGAGCAACAGCUUGAGGAAAAACAAAACCAAGUCAGUUCGCUUGUGGCUGUAGCAGAGGAAAAAGUGGCUGUUGCUGGUACGUAUAAGUUACUUAUAAGUUACUUAUAAGUUACUUAUGUUUUCUAUGAGACUGUAAAAUUCAAAUGGGGACAAAUAUGGCUGACAGCCACAUUUGGCUGUCUUUUAAUAGCAAACAAUUGCCUACAAUAGUAAACCCACCGCCACUGGUCAAUAUUUAUGUCUUAUUUUACCAGAAUAAAAUUCCAUAUUAUAAUCUGCCUAUUUAUUUAUUUAUUUAUUUAUUCAUUUAGCUUUGCCAUAUUUCUACAGCACAGAAAUGAUUAUAUAUAAAAAUACACAUUAAAGCCUGGUUUCCAUUUAGUCGCAACUAUUGUGAACAUAUCAAGGUGACCGAUGUAAGGCCCUGCUUACAUGAGACCGUAACGAAGUCAAACCGGGACCAUUUUGUUUCGGUCAUAGUAUUAUCUAUAAUAGAUGUUCACAUGAAACCGAGACGAAAAUAACUGAGACCGGUCUGAAGUCAUUCCGCCUGCUGGACCGAACCGACUGACUUCACACCGGCACGAAUUCAGACCGAGAUGAAUGUAAACACAAAUACAUUUCAGACCGGUGUCGGCUGUAACCUUGACAUUGGAACAACACAUGCUAACAAAAGCCAUCUGAAAAAGAAAAUUGCCUGGCAAGGGGAAUAAAUUGAAAAUUUUGUGAUAUUCGUACCGGUCUCAUGUAAACAUGUUGACAAUUCGGUUUUAACUUAAUUUGCAGUUUAACUUCGUCCCGGUCUCAUGUAAAUGGGGCCUAAUAGAGUCUUGUUAUAUCUCUGCAAUACGUAAGACUGAUUUGCAUACAGCAAGCAGAAGACAAUUAGAUAGAUCCAGACUAUUUCACAUUGUUGAAGAUGACUUGGUCACGACAGUUACGACCAAACACAAACUAGGCUUAAGAAUAUAAAGAGUCACAAUUGGCAAGGUAUCCGCAACAGCAGUGCCAAUUACUGCGGGCCCAAUACAACAAAAUAAACAACCUUAAUUACAUAACACUUUUUGUUUGUGGAAACACCACGUAAAUUUAUUAAUGCAAAGCUUUCGAUCCGUAAGCCCGGAUUUUCAUCAGUGCUAAUAAUAAUAAUAAAUAAUAAAUUUAUUAAUUUAUUAAUUUAUUUUUAAUAAAUUUACGUGGUGUUUCCACAAACAAAAAUCUUAUAUAUUUUAUCACCAUGCAAUCAUACAAAGAACUUAUAACAUUAAUUACACUUAGAAAACAAUAAAAUCUCUAAGAAACAUACUUAAUACAAAUGUGAACAAAGUAAAUUGGUUUGUUUUAACAUCUCGACCGGUCUGUGUCAGUGUCGGUAGCAAUAGCAACAACAAUACACUUUGGAUGCAUAAGGAUUCAACUACCUGAAUUGAGCGAAGGCCUUUCAUCACUAACUUGCAUGUAUUUUCCAAGUGUAUUGUUGAUAUUAUCAAGACCUUAAAAUUAAAAUUGUUAUCAAUGCCUUUUUCCGCUUAUAGAAUGUGAUUUGCAAAAAUAUAUUCAGGAAAAGGAAGUUGCAGCACAAAAAGUUACUGAACAACAGCAGAAAUUAAGAAAUAUGACUCAGCAAUAUGGUAGAUUGAAAAUACUGUUUGACCGCAAAGACCAAUCUCAAACACGAAGAUGGAACACAAGUACCACGCAAGAGACCAUCACCAAUAAUAAAUCUGGUGUUCGCUACAGGAGACGAGGCAAAACCAAAGAUGCACUUGAAUUUAUUCAUGGUGGAGAAGAAGGUGCAUUAUUUGGUGCAUGGGAUUUUGUUUCGUCAAAUGCCCCAAAAGCUAUGAUGGAAGAUAUGAUUGGCAACUAUAGGCUGGGAAGAUAUUUAGAAGGAAUUGUAAGACUGUUAAAGAACUAA